GAGAAUACUAAAUUCAAAAGGGAAUUUCACUUCCGUCACUUCGCAGUGCCUCUAGAAGCUUCCUUCUUCGAAUACAAUUGCGACGGUGACACCGUCAAUUACCUCGUCGAAAGUGGCUUCAGUGAGUCUCCCUUCUCAAUCGGAACACGUUCUCUUUAUGCUUGGAUUCGCGUAAAUAUGAGUUUUAGAUUUCGCUCUCUUGAAGGCGUACUUUCGAUCUAUUUGGUAGACGUAUAUGUAUAUUUGUGUUCGUGUUGCAAUCGAUUUCAAUGGAUCUAUCUGCUCAUUUUCUAUCGCCUGUUGCGUUGUUUCAGCAGAUUUCAAUGGCCUUCUUGGAGCGAGUUAAAGAAGACUUCAACAAGAGAUAUAGUGGUGGAAAGGAAAGAUGACCACUACUUAACUCAACAGCUUGAACAAAGAAUUUGGGCUCUUGACCGUGGUGAGAAAAUUGAGCUUCUAGUGGACAAAAUCCGAGAACCUUUGUUCACAGGCACAAGAUUUCAGAGCGCCAGGAACGAAAAUGACAGAAAGAUGUGGUUUCAGAACAUGAAGAUUAAGCUCAUAGUCCUUGGUAUCAUCAUCGCAUUAAUUCUCAUCAUCCUCCUCUCGGUUUGUCGUGGCUUCAACUGUGCUUAAAACUUGAAAGCAGGAGAAUACGUUUAGGGGAACUCUGCCGGGAUAAAGAAAUAUGGUGAAUUAGUACUGAAAUAUGAUCGUAGACAAAGUAACUUUGCCUUACACUCAGGCUGUCUAAUGUAACCAAUGGUAAGUAUGUCUACCUUGGACCAGAGUAGUUAUAAUAAAAAGUACGCAGCUCGGUGUCUUGAAGAAAUGGAAGGAUUUGUUGGUUGA
This is a messenger RNA of Arabidopsis lyrata subsp. lyrata, 852 nucleotides long. RefSeq lists its product as uncharacterized. Gene Ontology annotation, cellular component: membrane. NCBI's taxonomy places the organism in Eukaryota, Viridiplantae, Streptophyta, Magnoliopsida, Brassicales, Brassicaceae. The record is from RefSeq and is a predicted model, not a curated record. Gene Ontology annotation, biological process: vesicle-mediated transport.